UUUCGUAUUCCUUUGGUGCGGGAGUUUCGUAUUCCUUUGGUGCGGGAGUGGGUGGUUUGUAUUCCUCCUUUGGAGUCUCGUAAGUUGUUGGGGGUUCGACAUAUUCUUUGGGAACGGGUUCGGCUAAGGCAUCUCGUUUAA
This is a messenger RNA of Funneliformis mosseae, 141 nucleotides long. NCBI's taxonomy places the organism in Eukaryota, Fungi, Glomeromycota, Glomeromycetes, Glomerales, Glomeraceae. The record is from the annotation of a GenBank genome assembly.